AUGAGAAUAACUGUUGUUGGCUAUGGCUUAGUGUGGCAUAAUGAGAGGAGUGCAAGUGUAGCAGCCGGCAUGGCGGGCAUGCCGACACUUGGCAACAGCGUGGGCGCGGGCGAGCUGCGCGACCACAGUCGAGACGCGAGCAACAGGUCGUCUAGCAGCGGAUCUCGGCGCGGCUCCUCUCCGCACCACACACAGGAGCAUGACCCCGAGGGUCAGAAGGCGGAGCUGGCCGGUUCGCAGUCGCGAUCACGGCCUCACAAUUACGAUGGCUACCAUGAGAGCAAACUGCCCACAAUGGCAACAUUAUCAGGCGGCACAGUAGUGACGCACACGGCGCCGUCAUACGAGGAGCAGCGUGCGAGUCCAGCGCUGCUUCACCGCGGCGCGUGCGCAACCGGCACGCCCGGCGGCCGCAGCGUGCGCGACGACGGCUACUGCUCCGCCGGGAGCACGCCGGCUCUAGACCACAAAUCAACGAAAGGCUCCGUGGUUACGUUGUCGUGUUAUAAAAAGGAGCCGAAGAUUCAAAUAGAGGAAGAAGUUUUCUACGCGGAAUCGAAACGGAUCAGAGCGAAUAGUAUUAAGGCAAAUACCGAGCCCAACGAUGGUAGAGAGACGUGGGGUACAGGCGCAGACUUCCUACUGUCCAUCAUCGGGUUCGCGGUGGAUCUGGCCAACGUGUGGCGCUUCCCUUACCUCUGCUACAGGAAUGGAGGCGGGGCGUUCCUGAUACCAUACACGUUGAUGUUGGUAUUCGGCGCUGUUCCUCUGUUCUACAUGGAGUUGAUCCUGGGCCAGUACAACCGGCAAGGACCCAUCACGCUGUGGAAGAUCUGCCCGCUUUUUAAAGGCGUCGGUUUCUGCGCGGUCAUGGUCGCGUUCUACGUGUCAUUCUACUACAACGUGAUCAUAGGCUGGGCGUUCUACUUCCUGGUAUCAUCAGCGCGGUCAGAGCUGCCGUGGCUGCACUGCGACAACUCAUGGAAUACUGAACAGUGCUGGGACUCCGCACGGAUUAAUGGCACCAACCGGACAGACCUCAAGUAUCAAGGACCGCUGUCGCACUUCACGCCCGCUUCCGAGUUUUUUCACCGAGCGGUACUGGAGAUGCAGUACUCUGAAGGCCUCAACGACCUGGGCCUCCCCAAGUGGCAACUGGCUGUCUGCCUAGGACUGGUCUACGUCACCCUCUAUCUGUCACUCUUCAAAGGAGUCAAGAGUUCCGGUAAAGUGGUGUGGAUGACGGCGACGAUGCCAUAUGUGGUGCUGUCCAUAUUGCUGGCGCGGGGGCUGCUGCUGCCCGGCGCCACCAGGGGGAUCGCCUACUACCUGCAGCCGGAGCUCACCAGGCUGAAGGAUACACAGGUUUGGGUGGACGCUGCGGUUCAAAUAUUCUAUUCAGUCGGCGCCGGAUUCGGAGUCCAUCUAUCCUACGCCAGCUAUAACACUUUCCACAAUAAUUGCUAUAGGGACUGCUUGGUGACGACGUUGGUCAAUUGCUUCACUUCAUUCUUCUCUGGGUUCGUCAUCUUCACGUAUCUCGGCUUCAUGUCGCACAAGCAAGGGGUGCCCAUAUCUUCCGUGGCCACUGAAGGUCCAGGGCUAGUGUUCCAAGUCUAUCCAGAGGCGGUGGCCACUCUGCCGGGGGCUAGCCUGUGGGCGAUGCUGUUCUUCUUCAUGCUCAUCAUGCUUGGAUUGGAUUCUGGGAUGGGCGGCUUGGAGUGCGUGAUCACGGGUCUCCUGGACCAGGCUCGCUCGCAAGGCGCGCACUGGCUGCGUCGCGAACACUUCACGCUUUUCGUCGUCUGCAUCAGCUUCUGUGUGGCAUGCAUCAACAUCACUCCAGGAGGUAUCUACAUGUUUCAUUUGCUGGACACCUAUGCAGCUGGUAUAUCCCUGUUGUGCUCGGCUCUAUUCGAAGCCGUGGCUGUGUCUUGGUUUUACGGUUUAGAACGGUUUUCGGACGACGUGGAAGAAAUGCUGGGUUUCCGACCAGGACUCUACUGGAGGAUAUGCUGGAAAUUCGUCAGUCCAACUUUCAUCAUUGGCGUGGUAGUGUUCGGCCUGUUGUACCAGCAGCCGCUGCAGUACCAGCACUACACGUACCCGCAGUGGGCCGUGGUGCUGGGCUGGGGGCUCGCCUGCUCCUCCAUACUCAUGAUCCCCCUCGUCGCCCUCUACAAGCUGCUCACGACGCCUGGCAACUGUCGGACGAGGCUGGCCUGCUGCAUAUCCCCGGAGUCGGAACACGAGGCCAUCCGGGGCGGAGCUCCCGUCAGUCGGUUCACAUGGCGACACUGGCUUUACGUUUAAACAGAACUCAGG
Molecule: messenger RNA, 2325 nt
Organism: Pectinophora gossypiella (pink bollworm)
Lineage: Eukaryota; Metazoa; Arthropoda; Insecta; Lepidoptera; Gelechiidae
Product: sodium-dependent noradrenaline transporter-like
Exons: 21
Coding region: 1-2313 (770 amino acids)
Biological process (GO): dopamine uptake involved in synaptic transmission; sodium ion transmembrane transport
Cellular component (GO): neuronal cell body membrane; presynaptic membrane; neuron projection
Molecular function (GO): dopamine:sodium symporter activity
Source: RefSeq, a predicted model, not a curated record